GCAACCGGCGCCCGGAAGCGCGGUUCCCGUGGCGCCCAUGGCCGAGCAGGCGGCCCCUCCGCCUCCGCCGCCGCCGGUCUACGUGCACAGCGCCGAGUACCUGGCGCGAUGCGACGCCCUCUGCAAAGUCCCCGAGCGGGCCAGCAUGGUGCAUUCCUUGAUCAAAUCCUACUCGCUGCUUGAUCACAUGAGGAUUGUCCCUCCCAAAGUAGCUUCCAUGGAGGAGAUGGCCGGCUUCCACACUGAUGCCUACCUGCAGCACCUGCAGAAAGUGAGCGAGGAAGGCGACGAUGACCAUCCAGAAUCGGUGGGAUUUGGACUAGGUUACGACUGCCCGACCUCUGAAGGGAUCUUUGACUAUGCGGCCGCCGUGGGAGGAGCCACCAUCACAGCCGCCCAGUGUUUGGUGAACGGUGACUGUCAAGUUGCCAUCAACUGGCCUGGAGGCUGGCAUCAUGCAAAGAAAGAUGAAGCGUCUGGCUUCUGCUACCUGAACGACGCCGUCCUGGGCAUCUUGCGGCUCCGGCAGAAAUUUGGCCGCGUUCUCUAUGUGGACCUAGAUCUGCAUCACGGGGAUGGUGUAGAAGAUGCCUUCAUCUUCACCUCCAAAGUGAUGACGGUGUCUCUGCAUAAGUUCUCUCCAGGGUUUUUCCCAGGAACAGGCGAUGUGACGGACGUGGGCCUGGGGAAGGGGCGUUACUACAGCGUCAACGUCCCCAUUCAAGAUGGCAUCCAGGACGACAGAUACUUCCAGAUCUGCGAGACUGUCCUGAAGGAGGUCUACGCAGCGUUCAGCCCUGAGGCCGUCGUCCUGCAGUUGGGGGCGGACACCAUCGCUGGUGACCCCAUGUGCUCCUUCAACUUGACCCCCGAAGGGGUCGGCCGGUGCCUGAAGUACGUGUUACAGUGGCAGCGCCCGACCCUCGUUCUGGGAGGAGGAGGCUACCAUCUCGCCAACACGGCUCGCUGCUGGGCGUAUUUGACGGCGGUCAUCUUAGGGAAAACGCUGCCCUCUGAAAUCCCGGAUCACAAGUACUUCACAGAAUACGGCCCUGAUUACGUCUUGGAAGUCACGCCAAGCUGCAGGCUGGACCGCAACGAGCCGCAGAGAAUCCAAGAAAUCCUGGGCUGCAUUAAAGGCAACCUGAAGAAUGUGGUGUAGUGGAAGAGGACGGAUCCUGUCUUCGCACCUGCCGAAGGCCUCCUGGGAGAGCAAAUUCGCUGGCUGCCACUGCCGGAUCCUUGAAGAAAUCCUCUGGGGGUCUCUGGAAGCCCCCUGGCCCCCAACCCAUCACGGCUCCGACUCAUUGCCCCCUUUUAUAAAGCGGCUGGUUCUUGGGAGGAGUUUGAUGGGGUUGGAGCAGGUUCUUUUUUUAACCAAGGAGGGGUCAUUUCCUUCCAUGGCCUGGUUUGGCUGUUAGAAAAGCGUUCUCUCCCCCUCAGCUAACUAAAAUGUCCUGCGCAGCCGAGGUGGGUUGUGUCUUCUUGUUGGUUGUCUGCUCUGAAAAUAAAAGUGUUUGAUAUA
Molecule: messenger RNA, 1525 nt
Organism: Podarcis raffonei (Aeolian wall lizard)
Lineage: Eukaryota; Metazoa; Chordata; Lepidosauria; Squamata; Lacertidae
Gene: HDAC8
Product: histone deacetylase 8
Exons: 11
Coding region: 38-1162 (374 amino acids)
Molecular function (GO): histone deacetylase activity
Source: RefSeq, a predicted model, not a curated record